Eriocheir sinensis (Chinese mitten crab) is the source of this 3130-nucleotide messenger RNA. Its product is annotated as ADP-ribosylation factor-like protein 6. Gene Ontology annotation, biological process: intracellular protein transport; vesicle-mediated transport; protein localization to cilium. The transcript is spliced from 5 exons. NCBI's taxonomy places the organism in Eukaryota, Metazoa, Arthropoda, Malacostraca, Decapoda, Varunidae. The record is from RefSeq and is a predicted model, not a curated record. The coding region runs from base 465 to 1031 and encodes 188 amino acids. Gene Ontology annotation, cellular component: axoneme; cytoplasm. Gene Ontology annotation, molecular function: GTP binding; GTPase activity.
AGGUCACAUAACGGGGCCGUGCGCAGGGCGAGGCUCACGUCACGUUCCCGUCCCAGGCUGUCAACAACAACUCUUACCUGUCCGUCACCUGUCACCGCCCACCCGUCACCUCUCCGGCAUGGGAAUCACCUUUACCUUCCUCCUGGUGAUGUGGUGAGGCGCCCAGACCUUGUAAUAUGAAAAUAAAAGCAUAGGCAGAGAUGAGUUUCCAGUUUAAAGAAGAGGCUUGCAGAGAUGAAUUUUGAGUUUAAAGAAGUCGCUCGAGAGAGGAAACCAAGAACUGACAUAUAACUAUAUAAAGCAAGCUAACACUACCAGGAAACCAUACGUCACCACAACCACCAAUAAAAAGAAUAAAAAAAGAAAAGUAAACAAAACAGGAUAUCAUAGAACAGGAAUAACAAUUAAAAAGAAGAGAAACUGAGCCUUUGAACCCCAAGCUCACCCUCCGGAAGGCCUCGACCAUGGGGAUGUUCGACAAGCUGGCCUUCGCUCUGGGCCUGAAGAAGCGGGAGGCGAGCGUGCUGGUCAUCGGCCUCGACAACUCAGGCAAGUCCACCAUGCUGAACCACUUCAAGUCCGAGGACCAGAAGACCACCGAGAUCGUGCCGACGGUGGGCUUCAAUGUGGAGAAGUUCAGAGCUAGAAAUGUUGGCUUCACAGCGUUUGACAUGUCUGGGCAGGGCCGUUACCGUAGCCUCUGGGAGCACUACUACCAUGACUGCCAGGGCGUGAUCUUUGUGGUGGACUCCAGUGACAAGCUACGGCUGGUGGUGGCCAAGGACGAGCUUGACAUGUUACUGCAGCAUCCCGAGAUAAAGACCCGUCGGCUGCCCAUUCUCUUCUUCGCCAACAAGAUGGAUAUGAGGGACGCGGUGAGCAGUGUGAAGGUGUCGGCGGCGCUGGGGCUGGAACGCAUCACGGACAAGCCUUGGCACAUCACGGCCUCCAAUGCCAUCACCGGGGACGGCCUGCACGAGGGGGUGGAGUGGCUCACCAAUCAGAUCAAAGAGAACCUCGGGACCAAGUGAACGGGGCGUGACUUACCCUAAUUCCGUCCUGUCCUGUCCCACCCCCAGCUUUGUUUCUGUGACCAUUUGUGUUUUUUCUUAUUAUUUUUAUUUUCUUCAGUUUUCUUAGUAUUUUGAAUGAGGGUUUGGCAGGAUUUGACGCUGGAUAGGCUGCGGUAACAUAGAAAAAUAGUUAUGUGUAUCGUCCAGUCCUGUCCCACCCCCAGCUCUGUUUCUGUGGUCAUUAUUUCAUUGUUUUUUCUUAUUAUUGUUUAGUUAUCUCAGUUUUACCGGUUGAUCUCAUUCGCCUGUGAUUUUUACUAGUCGCCUUUUACUCUUGAGCCCCAGGUAUGGUCGGAGGAAGUGGGGUUAUAUACGUAAUGAUAUUGGUUAUGUGAGGUUAUUUUCUGUUGCUUUGUGUGGUGUGGUGUUUGAUACAUCUUACCUAUUCUUUCCUAUUCUCUUCUCUCGACUCUCACAUUUUAGUGUUUACCAUUUAAGUGUUUUUUUAUUUAGUUUUUGUUUUUUCUCCGCACCUCACUUUCUUAUGUUGACCCAUUAGUGUUUCCCGGCACAUGCAGGUUGCAGGCCUGGCCGUCACUGCUGCCCGCCACUGUUUUGCCCCUAGUCAGCGCAGUAUUACCGGAGGGAGCAGCUCCGAGGCAACAUUCCGUCCAAGGGUUGUGAUGUUCGUAGUAGCUUUGCAAUGGCAGGUUUCGAUGGGAUGGCAAAUCUACCAUCACAGCAAAGUCACGUAAUAGAUAAGUUUUGAUAAAAGAGUAGCAACUAUAAAUUUACAGAUGUUUAUUAUGUGCCCUCAACAUUGUCAUCUGGUGGAAGGUUUUCUGCUAACAAGUAUGAAUUAAAUUUCUUAUGAUGCUUCUCAUUCAGAGGAACAUUCAUAAGCUCCUUUUUUUUUUUUUAACAGUAAAGGAAAUAGCUCAAGGGCAAAACAAAGAAAACAAUAAUGAAAAAAAGCCCUGUAUUUUAUUUGUAAUGUUAGACUACGGAAUGAUUUCUAAGGUAGGAUAAGCAGUGCCUCAUAAUGAUAAGACGUGCCCCCCUUAAAGGCAACUAUCACAUAAGAAAACUCUCCACCUGUGAACUCCUCUGCAGUAUUCAUGAUAAAAGCAGCGGGUUGUAUCCAUAAUUAUAAUCUAAGAGUCAUUCCCUUAAAAAUUACCAUUAUCAAAUAUCAGAUCAUUUCCCUGGAUUGAUAGAAAUUCCCAAUAAUUUUAAUGUGGCUGCUUCCAGUAUAUUAAAGCAAGGUUUUAGUGUAGGUCUUAGCCAGCCAGCCUCUCAUCUAGUCUAAGAAUGAACCAUAGGUGGCCUUCAGCUGACUUGCCUUAAGCCGAGUAGUGCGUGGCCUUCACAAGCUCAAGAUAUUCUAGUCAGAGUCUGCCAAAGGUUACAGAGGAUAAACAAAAUAUAUUCUAACUUAUAAAAUGACGUGCUUGAGGAUGUAUAUCUAGACAACGAGCUUAUUCUCAUACGUAGCAGAGACGAAGUAUAGUGUAGGGGGGAAAGCUGUGCCAUUGAGUUUACGCACACCAGUAAUGUAACAUGUGAGGCGUAUGGCAGAGAAGAGGUGCAAGGGGCAGUGUUUUUUCCUAGCUUGCACUGGGAAAGACAGACUGCACCUCCCAGGAAGAACAAGAACGAGAUAUACGUCACAAGGGAAUACCAACCUUUCAUACACCAAACACAAGGUCAAUUUUUCUAUGCAACUUGUUUCCUGUUCUUCCUGCGAUGUGUAACCUGUUUUUCUUGAUGCGAACUAAGAAAAAUUGUCUGUCCUUUACGAAACUUCUCUGGAUGCCUCAAAUAUCACCUGCUGUGUUAUCAUUCCUUAUGUGUUUAUUUUUAAGUUGGUACAGAAGGUUGUUUGGGUUGUUGGGGUAAGCAGCCAGCAUCCGAGUCGCUUGUGAGUGCCUGAGAUAAGUCACACGUACCUCAACACUGACUUAGGGAGAGGAAAAAAAUAUAUAUAAAUAGUCUGGCGUAUUUUUCCACUGAUUUUUCUAACGUUUUGGCUUUUUAGGGAAUUAAGAAUGGGGUGUCAGAGGUUGUGUCUAUUUUCAUUUCCGUCCAGCGCACACAAUAAAACAAUUUGCGUAUAA